AGCUGUCACCGAUGACAGCUAGAACUGUCAACAAACCCUCUGCCUUUCCAAACUGUGAAAUUCACUCCUUGAACCAAUCAGUGUGCUCGUUCUCUGUUUCCGGCAUCUUGUGCUAUCGUUCAUACCGCAUUUAUUCUACUGCUUUGUGAAAAGUGGUGAAUUUAAUCUCGUAAAGACCAAAUCAGCAACGAAACGAUUGCAAGUAUGCCAGAAUUAACCGAAAUUACGGAAAGCACUGCUGCGGCCGCGGCCACCUCUGCAGCUCCAAGCACCUCCGCCGACAACACAGAGGCCAAGCUGGAGGAUGCCCCAAGUGAUACCGAAUCGGAGGACACAAUCCCAGAGCUGGAGGAUGCAGGUACCGCAGCCCAGCUGUCGUCCGGUGGCCUGCCCGAUCUGGUCUCCAAGAACAAGCAGUCCCGCGGCGAGAAGAAGGCCCGUAAAAUCAUGUCCAAGCUCGGCCUGAAGCCGGUGCAGGGCGUCAACCGAGUAACGAUCCGCAAGUCAAAGAACAUUCUGUUCGUGAUAAACAACCCGGACGUGUACAAGAACCCCCACAGUGACACCUACAUCAUUUUCGGCGAGGCCAAGAUCGAAGAUCUGUCGCAGCAGGCCCAGGUGGCCGCUGCCGAGAAGUUCAAGGCCCCGGAAGCUACCCCCGCCACUGGAGAAUCGUCCGGCGCUACCACCUCCGUCGCCCCGAUCGCCGAAGAGGACGAAGAGGAAGUGGACGACACCGGUCUCAACGAGAAGGACAUCGAACUGGUCAUACAGAACGCCAACGUACCCCGCGCCAAGGCCAUUCGGGCACUGAAGGAGAACAAUUACGACGUCGUGAAUGCGAUCAUGGAACUGACGAUGUAAGCAGGGACCUCGUGCCGAUGAUAGUUUUGUGUAUCACCUUGGUGCGUGGUCCGUGGUUCUCGCUUUCUCCCUGCCUCUUCUCCGCCUGCUCCCGUUUCAUUAAACUCCUACUAGUAGUAUAAAAGAACAAUAUAAUCGUACAGUUGGACACUGGAAAAAUGGAAA
Armigeres subalbatus is the source of this 1029-nucleotide messenger RNA. RefSeq names its product nascent polypeptide-associated complex subunit alpha (gene Nacalpha). The record is from RefSeq and is a predicted model, not a curated record. The transcript is spliced from 3 exons. Gene Ontology annotation, biological process: protein targeting to membrane. Gene Ontology annotation, cellular component: nascent polypeptide-associated complex; cytoplasm. Lineage: Eukaryota; Metazoa; Arthropoda; Insecta; Diptera; Culicidae. The coding region runs from base 205 to 864 and encodes 219 amino acids.